Dunckerocampus dactyliophorus (ringed pipefish) is the source of this 5801-nucleotide messenger RNA. It is a transcript of the gene tatdn1, whose product is annotated as TatD DNase domain containing 1. Gene Ontology annotation, cellular component: cytosol. Bases 201 to 1154 code for a protein of 317 amino acids. The transcript has 12 exons. NCBI's taxonomy places the organism in Eukaryota, Metazoa, Chordata, Actinopteri, Syngnathiformes, Syngnathidae. Gene Ontology annotation, molecular function: 3'-5'-DNA exonuclease activity. The record is from RefSeq and is a predicted model, not a curated record.
CGUAAUCCUUACGUCAAACGCGCAACAACAUAUUAGUCAGAAUUUGGAGUUGAAAGUUUGACGAGCUAAUUUAUGAUAUAGUUUCUAUAAAUAUGUUUUAAUUUAUAAUAUUUUGUUUAUACAAAACCCGGGCGAGCUAGGGGGCUGUUUGAAGAAUAGUCGACCCUUGUUUUGUUAAACUUACGGUAUUCCCCACACUUAUGGUGCUGCUCAGGGCUGCAUGUGUUGUUCUUUUCCGAAGCAGGACUCUCUCAACUAUGGCACAGCACAAAUUCAUCGAUAUCGGUGUGAACCUGACAGAUCCAAUGUUCCGAGGGCUCUACAGAGGCAAGCGGAAACAUGACGACGACUUUGAUCACAUCAUCGACAGAGCUGUCAAAGCGGGUGUUGAAAAGUUCAUGAUCACCGGAGGAAGCCUGCAGGACAGCCGGGAGGCCCUCAAACUGGCCGAGACCAGAGGCGACUUCUACUGUACCGCCGGCUGCCACCCGACCCGCUGCGGCGAGUUCGAAGAAGGCGGAGCCUCUGAGUACCUGUCAGAGCUGAGGCGGCUGGCGACGGAGCACAGAGGAAAGGUGGUCGCCAUCGGAGAGUGCGGACUAGAUUUUGACAGGUUAGAAUUCUGCCCCAGAGAGACGCAGCUCAAGUACUUUGAGAAGCAGUUUGAGCUGGCGGAGGAGACCAAGCUGCCCAUGUUCCUCCACUGUCGCAACGCACAUCAGGACUUUGUGGACAUCAUGAGGAGGAAUCGAGAUAGAUGUGUGGGGGGUGUGGUUCACUCGUUCGAUGGGAGCGCAAAGGAUGCCGCCGCCCUCAUCGACCUGGACCUCUACAUCGGGAUAAACGGAUGUUCCUUGAAAAGCGAGGCCAACAUUGAAGCCAUGAAGUCCAUUCCCACUGAGAGACUCAUGAUAGAAACCGAUGCGCCGUGGUGCGGCGUGAAGAACACGCACGCAGGCUCCAAGUACGUCAAAACAACUUUCCCGACCAAGAAGAAAUGGGAGGCGGGGCACUGUCUGAAGGACAGGAACGAGCCGUGUCACAUCACACAAGUGCUGGAGGUCAUGGCCGCAGCCAGGGAGGAAGACCCUGGAGAACUUUCCGGCACCAUCUACAACAACACCAUGCAUGUGUUUUUCUCAUCCACCCGAUGACACUGGAUCUCCGGUGGACUUUUAGAGGCGAGUCGCGUGCCGACGUGAUGGACGAAGCAAGAAAAUGAAGUUUGUUGAGCGUUUUUAAUGAACUUGUGCACACAGAUUGCAAUAAAUACUGUCUUCAGUUCAAAUGCAUGUCACUGCAAACAGGGCAACGUCCAAACAGCACAGGAAGUUUUGUCCUGAAAAGUCCGCAGAGCUUCUUCAGUGCAGUCUGGUCACUCUGAGGUAGAACUGGACUGGGGGCGCGGGGGUGUCAUGGCUAGUUGAUGAUAUCAGUGUUUUGGGAGGGGGGGCUCCUUAGGGAGAACCGCAUCAACGUCCUGUUUUAGAACUGUUGUAUUUUAACAUUUGGACUGCAGUAUCCAUUUGAAGCGCAACAGUUUAGAAGAAAUGAGUCAUGAUUGUGUCAGGAAAGUAAAAUAACACGUCUGCAGGCCACAAAAGACCAGAGAGGGGUUGGACGUGGUCUAGGACAGGGUGAUGCCGAUUCCAAAGCCAAACACGGCACACAGCGUCAUGGCCAAGGGGAAGGAGAUUCCCCAACAUGUAUCUCGAAUCUUCCUCCGUGUGCAUGAGCCCGUCCCCACUGUGGCCCUGGGCGGCACGUUGGCCUGCUCCGCCACCAUCUUCAUCCUAUCGGAGAGCGUGCACAGGUUCAUUUUGACGUCCUCCCACUCCUGGCGGAGCGCGGCCACACCCUGCGCCUCUUGGCGGAGCCUCCUCGACUCCUGCCGGAAGACUUUUAUUUCUCUUUGCAUCACGUUGUUCACUUCCUGGCGCAGGGCCUCCAAGUCCCUUUGGGUCUGCUCCCUGAUCUCCAGGCGGAAAGCCUCCAUGUCCUGCGGGUUCAUUCCCAAGGUUUUCUGCACCUCUUGGCGGAGAUUCUUGGCUUCCUGGCGGACCACCUUGGCUUCUCGAUGCGUCUGGGUCACAGCAUUCACCACGUCCUGGCGGAGAGCCUCGAUGUCCCUCUGGGUCUGAGCGCUGAUGUCCUGCACGUUUUGGCGGAGGGCGCUAAAUUCUGCCAUGGCCUCAACCUUCAUGGUGGCUUCCAUCCUUGUUGCCCGCGCCAACUCUAGAAGAAACCCUGCGUGUCUGCUGUGUGUGGGCGCAUCUUAGCUCCUUACGCCUGUCGCUGAGAGCCAUACAAAGUACAACCGCUCUGUUUUGUGUCACAUGACCAAAGACAAAACAGAUGAUGAGCUGCUGUGUGAUGUCAUGUCAUGGACUGGCUGUCAUGGCAACCACAGCUCUGGCAAUGGCUUUCUUAGUAGCGUAGUGACCGUGCUUCUAAUCAGACGGCAUCAUGUUUUCUUAAAUAUUAAAAUACACCAAAAAUCCAGGUUGUCCCAUGUAACAAACAACACAUCUACAAAAUAUUGCUCCAACAGUAACUUUUACAAGGUCUCCGCCCCCCCGGGAAUGAUCGCCAAAUGAAACGAAUGACUUUUUCCUCCGUUCAUUAUUCUUAUUUGUAUGUAACGUCAAUGCAAGGUUCCACUAUACCGUAUACCGAUUGAUAUCAGAUGUCGAUCGAAUACCAGGAAAUAAAAAAGAAUCGUAUCCGCCUGCUUAUAAAAUCUCCCGAUAUAACCACUAGUUAUGUGCGGGUCGAUCCUGAAACAUUGAUACUUCCCAUACCAGCUCUUCAUGUGCUGAAAUUGAGUCCCUUAUCAAAAUAUUGAUACUUUCGAUACGUCAGUCAUCUGUUGAAAUGAUCGAUCGUAAACGGAACCACGAAUUGUCAAUAAAGUUUUCAUUCUUAAAGUAGUUAUAAUUUAUCAUUCAUUUUAAUGUUUUUAUUAUUUUACUUAUGAUAGUUUUUGUCAAUAUACUUCAGGGUUUAAAAUAAAUACAUCACUUAAAUGAAUAAUUCUAUUAUUAAUUUAAAUGUAUUCUAACUAAAUAAUAUAGUUAAUUAAUAAUGAAAUGUCUUGUAUUCUUUAUGCUAUGAUAUGAAACGGCCUACCUUUUAAAAUUUACACAUUAGGUGAAUUACCCGUAUCAGAUGGGUAUCGCCGAUACCGGCCUUAAUUACACUCAGUAACGGAUCGGAAACGAUAUCACUGGUGUUGCACAUCACUAACCCAUCCAUCUUCUAUGCCGUCGUUUAUCCUCACUAGGGUCACGGGCAUGUUGGAGCCUAUCCCAGCUGACUUGGUGCGAGAGGCGGGGCACACCCUGGACUGGUCGCCAGCAUCGCUAACCCAGAUAUAAGAAAUAUGACACUGGUGCACUUGUAAUCAUUCGUGCUCUUACUUUGAAAAUGAAAAAAAAAACAUGUUUUUUUCAUUGACUGGUGAUUUAAUUUUAUGUUAUAUGAAAUUACAAUAAAAAUCAAAGCAUUUUUUUGAGAUGUAGUUAUUGCUUUUUGACACUGAAGACGAAGAACGCUUUGAACUUCAGUUUUAUUUUCUGUAUUUCAAAAUGAAAUUCAAGUAAACAAACCAGUUUUGUUUUCCCGUUCACGAAAACAAAAUAUUAAAUGACCAAAAGUUACAGGGACCCUCUAACUACGAAAAUAUUCCAUUUAUUUAUACAGUGUUCCCUCGUUUAUCGCGGGGAGAGGUUCCCGAAAUAGCCCGCAAUAAGUGAAAUCUGCGAAGUAGCCAACUUUAUUUGUUUCCAAUAAUUCUGUAUGUUUUAAGGCUGUAAAACCCUCACCACACACUUCAUUCACUUUUCUCAGACAGGCAUGAACAUUUUCUCACAUUUUUCUCUUGUUUAAACACUCUCAAAGUUCAUUUCGUUUGAAUCUUAAUGAUCAACCUACUUGGUUUGACCCUUGCGUAUUUCACUCCUCUGACUGUGCAUCAUCCUGGCGCCGUUCGGCUGUAGCGUUUUUGUAUCCUUGUUAAAACAAAGGAGAUUGUCUGUACACCAUUGUCAGUCAAUCAGGACACAGAACACAGUGGGUGGGUUUUCCCUUAGCCAAUAAGGACUGUUGUGGCUCUAUAUUUAGCCGGCUAUUGUCUACUGUGGGUUUCUAAUAUGCUCGUACAGGCACGUAAACACGUAGUAAGACCAGGUGGAGGGACGACAUCUCUUUACUCCAGCUGGACGGGACUUCAACUAUCACAUGAGCAUACAACAGCCUCUACUGGUAGCAGUAGCAAAUAGAAUAACAGACACAUAUGGCAGAGCACCGAUACAUCGCUCGAAUACACCAGAAGGACGCAGAACACGAUGCUCAUUCAUACGCUGCUAAAAGUACAUGGAAAAUUGCACUUAAAAAAAAAUGCAAAACAGCGAGUCCGUGAAAGGUGAACCGCGAUGUAGCGAGGGAACACUGUCUUGAAUCCUACUUUGCAGAAAUUUACUUACUGCAGUUGGGCCGCUACACCGUUUACUAGGGGUGCCCCCAUUAAUAUCAGGUUAUCGAUCCAAUAUCAGCAAAAAAAAAAAACCAACCCAAAAACGGAUUAUAUCCGCCGGCUUCUAAAAUCUCCCAAUAUAACCACUUCAGGUACAAGCAUUCCAUUCCAGACUCCGCUCUAGCACUUCUGGACCCCUUCAACACAAAAUAAAUAUUAUUCAUUUCUUUUGUGGCGUGUAAAACUAAGACGGCGACGGCAUCAAAUUAAAAUCAUAAAAUGAAUACAGGCCCACCAUCCACCAGUACAAGGCUGGAGUUUGUUUCCCAGAGAGAAGAUGAUAACGUCACUGUUUGAUGUGGCUAGCAUGUGCUUGCAUGAAUUCACUUGGUGGACAGGACCAAUAUUUACAUUAGCGCUCAAUAAAUAUUUAUAACGUCAUCAAACCUGACCUUUAUGCAUUCCCACACAGUAUCAGCAUUUGGGGGCAAACAUGAAGUGAAAGACAAAGGGUAAAAAUACAGCGUAGUACUUGUAGUCUAUCUGUACAGCAUGGGACAAAGUUACAUGGUGCGUUCAAGGACCGGCGAACAAAGUGGUACGGCUCGCCGCCUGCAACAACCAACAUAAACAUGCAAAAGCUUUCUAACGGUGUAUAUAUAUUUUUUAAUAUAUAGUAUAUAUUAGUUUCCCGUGGCCCGGUUUGGCCCCGCCCACGGACCAGUACUGGUUGGAGACCCCAGUUCUUUAUGACAGCAGCGCUCUGAUGUGUUUAAGGACCUGCUGCAAAACACCAGCUUUAGAUCCUUUAUAAUGUAAGAGUGCACCGCUGCAGGGGUGCUCUAGUGUUUUCAGGAAUCCACAGCAAAAAUGUUGGACUGAACUCGCGGGCUUAAGACACAUCAGAAUUGACACUUCCUAAGUAGGGAUGCACGAUAUAAGGGAAUUAUGACCUCAUACUGAUAAAUCCAAUAAAAAGCUCCCAUAAACAAUAAUUUCAAAAAAGAACGCUCCAAUGAGUUGAGAUUACCCGUACGCUGUGAGGGUGAGUAAAUCAAGCACUCCUUUUUUCUCCUGCCGGUGACAUUAACGGCCUGUUGUUACUUCCCCUGAGCUUACCUGUAAACAAACAUUCACCGCUUCAGAGACAUUUUGUGUGUACCAAAUGCUCCGCAAUGAGGGGAAAAAAAAAACAUCGAGCACACAAAAAACUUAUCAGCCACGUAGCUACCGCAACUGGGGCAUAAAAAGUGCAAAAGGUUUGCCAGAGACCUCUGUGGAUUCACACCGGCUGCUCGGAGCGUGUGCCUGAAUACAGUGCACCUUG